UGAUGCUAAGCAUCUUUUAUCAUAUAGGAUAUUUUGGAUCAAAAUAUCCUUGCUUUGUAUUUAUGAUUUGCCUAACUUUAAACGGACUGAUGUCGUUGGGAUUAUAUAAUUUAACAGUCCUAACUGAUCCGCAAUGUAUUUAAUUAAUUUUACAUAGCGUUGUGGGUUUCUUCGAGUAGUAGGACCUAUUAGGAAUAGGAGAGUUCUUCUAAAAAUUAUGGUCCUUUCUAUAGAACAAAUCAAUUCAUAUUAACGUAUAGGAAUGAAAAUUGGGUGAAUGUGUUUUAAAAGGAAGGACUGCAAGUGAUCUAUUUUUUGUAGAACAUAAUCAGAAACAGGAAAGUAUUGAUUGAGGGUAGAAAUACAACACUUGAUGAUCUGUGUUAUAGACCAAUUUCAGCCAAAGGUUGUUAUGUUCCAAGUCCAAUGGAUAUAUGGCUAUAGGAUCCGAAGUUAUUAGAAGUUGUUUAAUAUAAUUAUUUUAGAAAGACAAAGAUAUUCAAUUUACAACUCUUUGUACAGAAUCAAUUGAUGUCAACUAAACCAACAUCCCUUGCAGUGAUCAGAAUGGAAUCCCAAUAAUUUUGGAAUCUGUAUUCGGAGGAAUGUAUCUACUAUAAAUUAGACACUCAAUAGAUCCUGCGAGAGUCGAUAGAAUGAUACUUAACCUUGUGAUCAUUGCUACAUCUAGGCUAGAACCAUGGCAGUUACUUACCUUCUGAAGAAUGAUGAGUUCACAAAGUAAAAUGCUGAAUUGUGGGAGAAGGAUGUAUGGAUGGACACGUUGGAAGCUCUGAACAAAAGGGAUUAUAAAAAGUUGUAUAGCUAUUACAAUAAAACUGUGAUGACUGCACCAAAAGAGGGACUUUUGGAUCAAUACAAGGUGGCUUUUAUGGCAGAACGAUCAGUUUCAGAUGAAAUUAAUGAUGAGACUAAUUAAAAUGCUUGGAUUGUGGUUGUGUCAUACUUGAUGAUGUUUGCUUACAUUGGAUUUGCAAUAGGGUAAUUCCCCAGUAAAAUAUACAAUGGGUUUACUUUGGGAUUGGGAGGAAUAUUUAUUGUUGCUCUCUCUAUGAUAAGCAGCAUAGGAUUAGUAUCUUAUUUUGAUAUAGGUUUAACGAUGAUUAGUUUGGAGGUAAAAUUGUUACAAAUAUAAAGGUCAUUCCAUUUUUAAUUUUGGCAAUUGGUGUUGAUAAUAUGUUUAUUAUAACACAUCAGUUUAAGAAACAAAAACACCCAACGAUUUAAGAAAGAAUGGGCAAUACAUUGGAAUAAGUGGGUCCAAGUAUAACAAUAGCGGCAAUAUGUGAAACAUUGGCAUUUUUGGUUGGAUCUAUGACAAAGAUGCCAGCAUUAUAAUCAUUUUGUAUUUAAGCGGCUGUGGGUGUAUUCAUUGAUUACUUUUUGUAAAUUACAAUGUUUGUUGCAUUUUUAACAUGGGAUGAAGAGAGAAAGAAACACAAAAGAUAUGAUCUAAUAAUUUGUAAGCAGGAUAUAAAUUACCCAUUUAGAGAAAAUAGAAAAAUAAUUUAAACCUUUUUUAAGAAGACGUAUUCUAGAGUAUUGUAGAACCCAAUAUGUAUCAUAACAACCAUCAUAAUAUUUGUGGCAUUGUUUGUUAUAAGUUGUGUGGGAAUCACAAAAAUACAAGUGGGGUUGGAUGAGUAGGUUUCAAUGGUGGAAGGUUCUAAUUUAUUUAAUUACAUGACUUUGGAGAAGAAGUAUAUAGAGAUAGGACCUUUGGCUUAUCUGAUAUUAGAGAAUUUGGAUUAUUAGGAUCCGCAUGACUUAGAAUUAGUAGCCAAUCUAUCCAAUUCUUUGUCCAGAUUAAAUGAAACAGUGCAACCUCCCAUUUAUAGUUGGGUAGCUUCUUUUAAUUUAUUUACUCGAAAAUCAGCUGAAUGGAUUCAAGCUUGUGAAACAUAGGAUAUUGCAUUAUAUGACCUACCAACUCAAUUAAAACGAUUUUUGGGAGUGCGAAUAAAUUCUCCCUGUUGUCAAAGAUAUGGUAUUUGUGGAGAAACAUUUGAGGCUGACAUUGUUUUAAAUGAGAAAGGAUAUGUUAAGACAAGUAGACUGAGAUUUUAGCAUCGUCCCAUCCACAAUUCUGCUGGAUACAUCUUAUCUUUGGAGUAGACAAGAUAGGUGAUAGACAAAGUUGUUUAACAGGCCAAAUUGAAGGAAGGCCAGAAGGUUUACCCAUAUUCAAUGCCAUACGUCUUUUAUGAUUAAUACUCGUAUAUAAGAGCAGUAGCCAUAACAAAUGUAUUAUUGGCUUUGGCUACUAUCUUCUUCACAAUGACUAUAGUUUAAGAUGUCAUUUGUGCAAUGAUAGUUGUGUUGUUCGUAUUUUUGAUAGCCUUCAACUUAAUAGGAACAAUAUGGUUAACAAACAUUAUAUUUGGUGGUUUUGUGGUACAUAAAGAAUAAUUAUCAUUUAGAUUGAAAUAAAUGCAGUCAGUGUUGUCAAUUUAGUCACUUGUAUUGGAUUGGCAGUUGAGUUCGUUGCACAUAUAAUUAUCAAAUUUCGAUUAUGUUAAGGUUCAAGAUGGGAAAGAGUGAGAGAGGCAAUGUCAACUAUGGGGACUUCUGUCUUUGUUGGUAUUGCUUGUACUAAAUUCAUUGGUGUGGCAGUGCUUGGCUUUGCACCUUCCACACUAUUUAAAUUGUAUUACUUUAGAAUGUACAUUCUGAUGGUUAUUUUGGGAGCAUUUAAUGUAAACUAUCUGUGAUCUUCAUUAUUAGGGCCUAGUACUUCUUCCAAUCUUUUUAGGAUUGGUAGGACCUUAAUUUCCAAUUAAGAAUAUUAGGAUUAGAUCUCUUAUAAAUAAGUCAGGAAGUUAUUCGAAUACCUCUUCCAAUGCGAGUGGUAGAAGUAAAGGUCUAAUAUGACUUAUAUAAAAUAUUAUAAUUAUGUAUAAACUUCACUUAGGUGGAGAUUACUCCACACAUUGAGAUUAAGCAUAUUACUAAAUCUUUACCAAAAGGAGUUUAUGUCUUGUAUUACCCAUCUAUGAAUGAAUCUGCGGAUCCAAUUUUCAAAGCACUACAGUUCUAUAUUAAACCCAAGGAGUUACAGAAGGAUAUUUAAUCUUAGAACAUAAGCAAAUAUUUAUGCCUUAAAUGA
Messenger RNA from Paramecium octaurelia, 3127 nucleotides. NCBI's taxonomy places the organism in Eukaryota, Ciliophora, Oligohymenophorea, Peniculida, Parameciidae. The record is from the annotation of a GenBank genome assembly.